Messenger RNA from Monoraphidium neglectum, 1131 nucleotides. RefSeq lists its product as hypothetical. The transcript is spliced from 11 exons. Bases 1 to 1131 code for a protein of 376 amino acids. Gene Ontology annotation, molecular function: hydrolase activity, hydrolyzing O-glycosyl compounds. Lineage: Eukaryota; Viridiplantae; Chlorophyta; Chlorophyceae; Sphaeropleales; Selenastraceae. The record is from RefSeq and is a predicted model, not a curated record. Gene Ontology annotation, biological process: carbohydrate metabolic process.
AUGCUCGCGGCUUGGCACCCCUUCCGUCCGGGCUACCACAUCACUGCACCCUAUGGCUGGCUCAACGACCCGCACGGGUAUUUCAAACGCAAUGGGCUGCACCACCUCUUCUUCCAGUACAACCCCAAGGCGACGGCCUGGGGCGCCCCUUUCUGGGCCCAUGUGGUCAGCACCGACCUGGUGCACUGGCGUUGGCUGCCCCCAGCGCUGCUGCCUGACUCUGCCAUGGAUUUCAAUGGGAUCUGGAGCGGCGCCUCCACCAUCACCGAAGACGGCACCCCGUGGCUGUCCUACACGGCCGCCGCCACCCUGGUGCCAGAGCUGGGCAACUUCUUCCAGUCCCAGGCCCUUGCAUCGCCUGCCAACCUGUCAGACCCUUACUUGCGAUCCUGGGUCAAGUCGCCUUCCAACCCCGUGCUUGUGCAGACCCCGCCUGGUGGCACCAACUUCCAGUUCCGAGACACCACCCCAGCCAACAAAGACGUUCGGGAUGCUGUGAAGGCUGCCCUGGCCAAAGGCCGCCUCGGCAACACCACCAACCUGCAGGCGCCAAGGUUUGCUUGGGUUGUUGGGACACAGGCAUUCUGCCUGGGCACCGCCGCCAUCUACACUGCUCCCAAACUGGAGGGGCCGUGGUUGUUUAGCGGAAACCUCUUCAACCAGAUGGCUAUCGACGGGAAGCUGAACGGCCAGUGCGAGGCGGCUGGCAGAUUGCGAGGCGCCGCAUUUGGAGGCCCCUGCAGCCAGUUCGGCAGCAAGUGCCGCAUGUGGGAGGUGGUGGACUUUGCUUCUGUGGCGCCGGGGGUGUACGUGACAAAGUGGAGCGACCAGGACCGCGCACGCACGCCGUUUUCAACCGAGUGGUACGUCAUUUCUGACGAGCUGGACCCCAAUGCCCUCAAGUUCGGCCCAGCUUUCAACAACAUCAACACAGUGACAGCCUCCGCCUUUGACACGCUGCUUACUGGCAGGCUGCGCGGCAAGCUCUUUGCGCCGAAGCAGCUGGAUUAUGGCAGCACGUAUGCCAGCAAGUUUGAGCGGCUAGAUGACGGUCGGCUCAUCAUCAACACGGUCCGAACCGCCGCGCGUCCUCGGCACGCCUGCAACCAGUCGUCUGUGCAAAUGCAGUGA